UAAACCACACUAUUACUACAACAACAAACAUCGCUCUAGUAUCUGUGUCCAGAGAACAUGGACAAGAGCAAGAACUCAGAGGGCAAGUCACUUAAACAAAUGCAGCCUGAAGAUGCUGCUCAACAAUAUGGGCACACUUUCAGCGAAAUGUUAGAUGACCUCCGCCAAGCCCUCCUGGACUCCAAGAAGGAGAAUAAGGACCUGGCUGCAGAAAAUGCUGUGCUGAGGGAGCAGAUGGCCAGCUUGGUGUCGACACUCUCUAUGACCAGAGAUGAUCUGGUCAACCUGGUCAAGUCUGUAGGCUGCUCGAGUGCCAAGGAGAAACAGAUGGAUGGCAAGAACAAGGAGAUGGACAGAAGACUGAAAAAAAUGGAGGAGAAAGUCAACUCCUUGAAGGAAAGUCUGCAUUUACAGCAGGCCGAGAAUGCAAGGGUCAAAAAACUGUGGAAGGAGGAGUGUGACAAGGUAAAGGAGAUGGAGCUCUCCUUCCACAACGCCAUCCUCGAGGUCAACGCAGAGUGGGAGAGUCGGUGGGUUGUCAGGCAAGAGGAGGCAGCUGUUGACUUUCAAGCUGUGCAAGAGAGCUGUGAGGAGAAAAUAAGGAAGAUCAUCAAGGAAAAGGAUGACAUGUUCGCCGGUGCCAAGUCUGAAAAAUUGGCACUUGAGGAGCAAGUGAAAAUCCUGACCACCCUGAGAACAAUCGAGAUGGAGAUCCUCCUGUCUUGAUGAAUACACCAUAGAAAUACAACUUUGCACUUUGCAGCAAAGGUUUCAGAUACUUACCUCAUUUAAUGCUCUUCAUUUUCACCUUUGAGGUGACUGUUUUACUGCAGCUGAUACCUUUCAUACACCAGAGAAAUACCACCCUCCAGUGAUACAAGUUGAGUACUGCAUCAAAGUGCACAAACCAGUAGUUUCUGAUUUUUCAGUGAGGAUGGAAUAAGGUUGGUAUGCACGAACCUGAGUGAUGAAAAGAGAACAAAACCCCAAACACCAUGGGACUCACACAUCAACAAAGACUGUACAAUCCUUCAAUUCUGCAAUUUUAAAAACAGAAUACAGGGUCUACAACAGAAUGCUAAGAAAAAAAAAUCAAGUCUGUCAUACUAUUUUAAUUAAUCCUGUUGAUGAACGCACAGGUUAUCUGCACAGAGUCUUCAGUUAUGAGGGUUUAUUCCCCAAACCUACAAGAAUCUUUUAUUUGCAAAAUAGGAGUCAUUAUUAGUCACAAAUCAAAUACUGUUUUUCAUUGCCUAUAAAAAAAAAAUCUUUAUUAGAAUGUUUUUUUUGUUCCAACGCUGAAUCACAGUGGCGGCUUUACACUGAUUAGCAGACAGGACCUGACCACUUCUUCCAUCACUAUGUCAUCUAUAAAAUAUUUUGAAAGCAAACAGUCCAACCAUUAACUUCACAGUAAGAUUAUUCAUGGCAGUAGAAGUGACAGUAGUAUGUUAUUAUGCUUUUUAGGGAACAGUUUGUCUUUUGGACGUCAGAAAUCACAAGUAACUCCCUGCUAAUAAAACUCUGAUGUUUUGCUUGGAUGACCAAGUGUGUAAAACAUCUGCACUUAACCCGACCUCACCACUAGAUAGCACUGUGAUCCUGCUGCUUUCCCUAUUGGUUAGUGGAACUUGUUCUCAUACACAGUUAUGUCACAUUAAAACCAUAACAUGAUUGUCUCAAAAUAUUUUCACAGAAAACAUGAUCUGCCCUCCUGACUCCUGCCAGUAUGGUAGUUUGAACAGUAAACUCUCUCUUACAUGUAUUAUAACUGGCUGUAACAUACUGUAACAUAUGGUUUG
This is a messenger RNA of Lates calcarifer (barramundi perch), 1802 nucleotides long. RefSeq lists its product as uncharacterized. Lineage: Eukaryota; Metazoa; Chordata; Actinopteri; Centropomidae. The transcript is spliced from 2 exons. Bases 58 to 726 code for a protein of 222 amino acids. The record is from RefSeq and is a predicted model, not a curated record.